GAGGCCCCUUGAGACAAACUCACCGAAACUCGAGCCCCUCUUUUGUUAUUGUCUGCUAAGUCGAAUGCCAUCGCCAUCCAAAUGAACUCAUUUGGCGGGACCCAUCCUCCUCCAGCCACCGCUCGCCGCAAAACCCGGCGUCGACGGAAGCGCGUAGGAGCCCCAUCAACUCCUCUCCAGUACUGGACUUUCUUUAACAACAACAACGACGAAAGCAAGAAACACCUCCACUUCUCCUCUGACGCCGAAGCCCGAGAUGAAGCCAAGUUUUCCGGAGGCGGACACGCGGUGGAGCUAUCGGUGAGGAAGCUGGCUGCUGGAUUCUGGCGGUUGCGCUCGUUGCGCUACGGAAUUGGCGGGUUUAACGCUAGACGUAGAUCCUCCGAUCGAUCACGCUUUAAGCACGGCACGGCUCGUGUAGAUAUGACGCUUUCUUGGGACCAUUCUAGCAAAGAACAUCGUUCUGGCACAAGACAUCGGUUACGGAGAAGCCAAUCCACCAUUGUUGGUCCAAAGCAGGGUACUCUUCAUAAAGUAUGCGCGGUAAUGUCACUAGUUCUUAGAGGUAGUAAAGCAGUUACAGGAUAGUUUGAUGUUCAUUGGACGUAUAGUUCGAAGGAUAGAACCAAUUUUAUUGUUUCGAUUAGGUAUCAAUGUUUUUCAAACAUGCUGUUCAUCUUCAUCUAUGCAUAGUUGUUUUCUGAACAUCUCUGUAAGAUUAAUGUUUUUCAAACUACAUCAUUUUCAUCUUCAUCUAGGCAAAUUUGUUUUCCGAAAUUUGAUCCUUGGGAUCCCAUUUUCCCCACAUGGAUUCAUUGAGGCCAUUGAGCUUCCUUUAUAGAUUGGUUCUAG
Molecule: messenger RNA, 852 nt
Organism: Hibiscus syriacus
Lineage: Eukaryota; Viridiplantae; Streptophyta; Magnoliopsida; Malvales; Malvaceae
Exons: 2
Coding region: 82-588 (168 amino acids)
Source: RefSeq, a predicted model, not a curated record